Triticum aestivum (bread wheat) is the source of this 5447-nucleotide messenger RNA. RefSeq lists its product as uncharacterized. NCBI's taxonomy places the organism in Eukaryota, Viridiplantae, Streptophyta, Magnoliopsida, Poales, Poaceae. The transcript has 4 exons. The record is from RefSeq and is a predicted model, not a curated record. Gene Ontology annotation, molecular function: protein binding. The coding region runs from base 58 to 1248 and encodes 396 amino acids.
UCAACCAAACCCUAGCCAACGAGUCCGGCGGCGACGAGAUGGCGCUCCGCCGACGAGAUGGAGGACGAGAACCUCCUCGGCGAGAUCCUCCUCCGCGUCGCCCCGCUGCCCUCCUCGCUCCUCCGCGCCUCCCUCGUCUCCAAGCAAUGGGAGCGCCUCGCCGCCGCGCCCGCCUUCCACCGCCGCUUCGUCGCGCACCACCGGCAGCCCCCCAUCCUCGGCGUCUUCGGGCAGCAAGGCCGGGAGCUGGUGUUCACCUCCCUUCUCGACGCUCCCGACCGCAUCCCGCGGGAGCGCUUCUCGCUGCGACCCGGCGGCCACGGCGACGAGAUUGAUUUCUGGGCUCUGCUCGGGUGCCGCCAUGGGCGCGUUCUCUUCGUCAGCACGUUUCGUCGUGCGCUCCUUGUGUUUGACCCCGUCUCCGGCGACCGCCGCCGCGUGGCCAUUCCGCUGGAUUUCGCCUGGUAUGUCUUGGGUGGAGCUGUGCUCUGCGCCGCCGGCGACGACCAGGACCACGUGCACGGAGACUGCCACUCGAGCCCCUUUAAGGUGGUCCUGGUAGGCACCAGAUUGAACCACCCAGCCAUAGCCCAGGUCUACUCCUCGGAGACUGGCAUGUGGGGCGAUCUUGUCUCGACCACAAAACCAUGCGACGGCCUCACUGACAGUUUCCCCUGUACCCUUGUCGGCAAUGUCCUUUAUUGGUGGUUGUAUGGGCAUAACAAUGGCAUACUCGAGUUCGAUAUGCAUAGCCAGACACUAGCUGUGACCGAGGGGCCAUCUCAUGCGGACAUUGACUCUAUCAACAGCCGGAUCAUCAGGGGGGAGGAUGGUGGUGUUGGCAUCGCAGUAUUUUCGUAUCUGAGCUUGAAAAUGUGGAAACGCAAGGUCAGUAGUCAGGGUAUUCACACAUGGGUGCUGCCGAAGAUUGUUAUCGUGCACAAGAUCAUUGAUCUUACACAUCCGAUCAAGGCAAUGGACGCUAUAGUGGGGUACUCAGAGGUUGCUGGUGUGGAUUUUAUAUCGCUGCCUUGCUGUUCAGGUCGGAUCAGGACAGGGAAGGAAGCUAUAGUGGGGUACUCAGAGGAUGCUCAUGCGCUUUUUAUAAAGGUGUCUUGCUGUUCAGGACCCCAUACCUUCAUUGUUGAACUUGAGUCAAUGCAGUCCAGGAAAAUUAAUCAAAGUUUUUUGGAGAAUUCCUAUCAUCCGUUCACAGAUUUCUUCACUGCAGGUACUGUUCGAGCGUGAAGUACUGUUCCAGUCACUGAGCCACCAGUGUACUGUUCCAGCCGUUGAGCCACCACAGCUGCGGGGUGAUCACAUGAUUCAGUUGACCAAUAGGUUUUCUUCAGCAACCAGUCAUAUGUUGAUGAUUUGCUAUGAUACAGAGUUCUAAAUUCAUCUCCUAUAUGAAGACAACAACAAACAACAACAAUUGCAGGUAAGCACUAUGUGGUAAGAAAACUAGGUGAGUAGGGAGGGAGGCACUAUCACGGACAUUCUAAUUUAGAUUUUAUCAGUCCUCACGGUUAUCAUCAUCUCUUUGCAAAUUUUGCAAAAAAUAGUGUUCUGUCAUGGUCAUUUGACAGAAUGAAGAGAAAAACAAGUGUAGGCUGGUAGAAGUGGAACUUCCGAAUUACCACCUUGCUUUCAACAUAAUAGUUUGUUUCUUCGUUUUCUAUUUGUAUGACAGCAAUAUAUAUAUAUCAGUAAAAACGAAAGAAUGUUUGUGAGCUAGUUUCAGACGUGGUAACAGAAUACCAGUAAAACAUGUUAUUGCUAUAUAUUAAUUUUUUCCUUCCUGAUAUUUUGUGCUGCCUCUUUUUAACAACAUUGGUUAUUUGGCAGAUGCACAUGUGCCGUUUAAUGAGGUGAGAUCUUACAGUGUGGUUUUACCAGUCAGCCAGUGCUCUUUUAUUCUUUUCCUUUUUUGUGCUGGACCCAUUUUCAGUGCCUUCCUCCCUGUUUUGUAGUUUUUUUUUCACUUUUGAAGGAUAUCGCGGGAUGUUUAAGCAUGGAAGAUUCGCUAGUUUUUUCCUUCUACUUUUUUGAUUUUUUUGGAGCAACCGACUGGAGCUCUGCCUUUCUGUAUAGAAGAGGAAAAUUGACCAGCUUAUAAGGAAAAUUGGCUGUAAACAGAUCCAAUUGAGCCAUGCACACCAGCACGAGGCUGCACAUACAGCGAGCCGACUUUUCUACCAUCCAAGCAACCAGAAUCGACACACAACAACACAACCUGGUUGUGGAGCCACCACUCCGGCAUACAAACCAUCAUCUCGCCCACACACCAGCCGAGUCGAUGACUUUGCCACCCAAGUGAUCUGACUCGACACCGGUCUCGAGAUCGCAAAAGCGAUCGUCGCUCCGGCCUCGACACCCGCCUCGAGAUCGCAUACCAAAUGAGUCGAUGACUUUGCCACCCCAAUGACUCGAUAGCGUAUGUCACAAAGGCGGUCUCCGGAGCCACCGCUUCGGCCUCCCACGGGCCCCGAGGCCGUACACUUGCCUAGUUGACGUCAAAACCAUGGGACAACCUCAACCAUUGUCAUCUGAUAGAAGACUGGACCUCCAAAGGUGAUGCCCCAAGGGGGAAGCGAUGCGAAUGCCGCCGACGCCCGCUCAUGGCCUAGUUAGAGCUUGAGUUUUCACUCGGAGAGCUCGAGAUCCAAAUGACGAGGGAGCUGAGGACGCCGUUGUCGCCGGCAUCGUCAGAAGUCAGUGCUAGGCUUUCCCCUGGAGUUCACCAUACAACUUGUCGCCAGCCAUUUUCAAUAAUAACAAUAGCUAUGGAACCCAAACAACUCGUCGCCGACAACAACCGACUUACGUGCGACAAACCAAUGCAACAUCUUGAACUGCCAUGGCCAUCCCCGAACCACACCCAUGUGUGAGUGACGCUAUGCUGCCAUCUUUCGUCCAUGGCACACCAAGGAACGACACCAUGGGCGCGAACAUGCUGGCACCAACAACCACCAGCGGCCGGUGCCCUGCCACCCUGGGGACCCUCGACACUAGGCAGUAACCAUCGCAUCCGGAGCCUCCAUGUACACUGCAACCCUCCAGGUCUGGAGCAAGACCACUACUGCAGCUUGCUACUGCGGCAGACCGCGCCGGCCCGAUCCAGGAGAUAGAGGACAGAUCUAGAGCAGCAUCAGCGAGCCCUCCCUGGCUGCCGCCACACAGCCUGCACAACCCCCGAUGGCAGAUCCAGGCGUGGCAGCCUAGGUUCGGCGAGGCCGUGUCAACAGGACUGCCGCACCUGUGGCCAGGAUAGUCAACCACCCGCAGCCGAGCAUGGGCGCCGAAGCGCACCAAGCGCACCACCCUGACCACGACCCGAGGUCCCGCCUCCCCCGCAUGUGGCCCUCCGGUGAGCUUGUCCCGGGGCCACUGCUCCGACCUCCACACGCUAGUCCGCCAAGCGCCGCCACACCAAACCGUGGGCCGAUCACUAGAGCCUACCGACAAGAGCAAGGACUCCCCAUCACCUUUGGUAGCAGGGCACGCUGACACCGCGGUGGAGGCCGGCGGCAGCGGCGGCGAAUGGGAGAGAUCGGAGAUGGCGGUCCUAGGGUUCCCCUGAUGUUAACUUGCAACACAGAUUUCCCCUUGUUGGAUAUCUGCAGUCCCUUUUUCUUUUACUUCUUUUACUUUUUAUUACAGUCUAUUCUUGUGUCAUUUUUCCUUCUUUUCAUGGAUUCUUUGAUCAAGAAUUUGUCUUUGAUUUCUUUAUUUUUACUUGAUUGAAUGUGGACGCGAUUAAAGAAGAAAUUGAAUUAGACUACUUUCUUACUAUUUCAAUUUACUAAUCUGUUCUAUGUAGAUUUGAAGAUAAUACAAUCUACCACACUUUACGACUGCAACCAGAUCCUUAAGACUUGUUUUUACUUAUUUAAUCCCUUCAUUUCUUCAGUGAUUAAUUGAAAUUUCAAUUGAUCAUUUUGGCUGACUACUUUUACAUCCGGAUGUUGCAAGUCAACAUACCCAAUCACUGGACUGCAUUAUUAAUUGUUGGUUAUUUUGCUACUAUUAAGUUUAGAAGUAUGCUAUGUGAGUUGGUCACUAUCAGUCUUUUAGGUGAAUAUCUUCUGUAAACUGAAUCAGUGGGCUAUGAAAAUUUUGUACUCUCACUGUAAGAUUUGUUGAUUUCAAUAUUAAUUUUUGUACUAAUAUGAACACACUUGCUAAUGUCCAUGCCUGUAAUUGUUCGGAAGAUUAAAUUUGGUUAGCCAAGUUUCUUUGUAUGGAUUUCCAUCAGUUUAAUCUCUAUACAAUAUAAUGUUUUCAGAAUUUUGGCUGACUUGCUCUAAGAAUAUGAAACACAAAGAAUUAUCUCCUCUGAUUGGUUAAGCUAGCUAACUUAGUUAUUUCCCCAUUGUUUUAUUGAUUUAGUCUCCAUGAGAUGUUUUGAAAACCAUGCUUGUAUUCUAUUUUUAUUUGAUUAACUGCACUCCAUCAUAAUACUGUUACCUAGUGUGAUGAAUGAAGUAAUGACCCCUAUUGUUUGCUUUUAGCUCACAAUUUGCCAUUUGUGACUAACAAUUACUAUGUGCCUAUGAGUUGUUAUAUCUGUUUUUACAUUCAUGUUGUUUUUUUUGGACAUAAUUAAGUCAAGGCAUUUUUUCUGUUUCCUCAAAACCAGUUUCUUCAGAUUUACUUGUUUUUUUUUCAUUUAUCUUGUGAUACAAGCAAGAACUCUACCUACAUGAUUUUAGAUUUCUUGUAGGCAGGGUUGAUGUUGAAUCCUUGGUUGCUUGGCGUAGCAAGGAUAUGGAAUCCGUAACUUGCUCUGCAAGCAUCUGAGAUCUUGUGGGUUGAUGAAGGUGAGCGCAUGUUAGUUAAGUAAGGCAUGUGUCCUGAAAUGUCUUAAUGAAUGUACAUAUCUGGAAAGUUGCUCUAUUUUCUAAUCCCUCAUGCCGCUGGAAAGUUGCUCUAUUUUCAUGAUUGUUCCCUCGGGUGUAAUUCUUUCAUAUUUUGUUGUGCCUGCUUGCUCAACUGAUAUUUAAGUCUAAUUUUUUUAUUGUGCAUUUUUUUCUGGGUGCCACUGCAAUCCAACCUUUGUGAAUCGAAAACUCUAGCCGGAGAAGGCAGCUAGCCCUAGAAGGUGUGAUGGAGAAGAAUUACACGUAAGGCCAUCAUCACCAAAUGAAAACAAUCUGUGAAUUUUAUUGCAGGCUCUUGCAAAUGUUGUUAUCCAUGGACGAUUUGAAGCGAAGACGAUCUGCUGAGAAUUAUCAUCGAUCAGUGGUCGAGGACGUCCAAGGGAAAUGUUAGUUGCUGGUUUUGGUCUAGUUCAACACAAGCCUUUCUUUUUACUAAUAUGUAUGUAAUACUCUUUAAAAAAUUGUAACUGUAAUACGCUUGAUGAUGAAUGAGGAGAGGUCUUGCUGUUACGCAAAAGUAAACUGAAGGCUUAAAUCAGGGAAAUAUCCAAUUUUCUCCAUGAA